Molecule: messenger RNA, 351 nt
Organism: Dibothriocephalus latus
Lineage: Eukaryota; Metazoa; Platyhelminthes; Cestoda; Diphyllobothriidea; Diphyllobothriidae
Source: the annotation of a GenBank genome assembly
GACAUUGAGGAGAACUUCAAGAUGGCCACUUCAGAGGCCAAAGCCAGCUUCGGCAAUGGCAUGCUCUUCAUCGAGAAGCUGAUCGAGAAACCGCGCCACAUUGAGGUCCAGGUCAUGGGUAAGCAUGUUCACCUCCCCUCCCUUCCCGCCACCUUUUGCUCCUCGGUCAAUUAUGCCCCCACCUCCCCCCCCCCUGCCCGGCGUUCCCUUCAGACUCGAGACCAUAGUCAUUACUGCGCCAACUUUAAAUCAAUCGCUGACCCGAGUGCUCCGUUUUGCAGUUCUGGUGGAUGGGUUGUAGUCCUGUCGCCAAGUCGUACACACCCUCUGCGUCCUUGUGCGAGUGAGUAG